UAAGGCUUUAGUCAACUGUCGCUUUGACAGUUCCAUUUUCCAGUCGCAAACGUCCGCUUCAUUUCGCAAUUCGCUGGCUAUCCCACAGCCCGAUAAAAUGCGUGGUUUUCGGGUAAAGUACGAUCGGUGGCUACGGGAUUCUCCACUGCUGACGAAAGGCGUGACGUCGGCCAUUCUCUUCGGUCUCGGCGACCGAAUCGCGCAACGGAUCGAGACUGGCGACGCGGACCAACGCGAUGCCGAUGACUGUCACGGACUGCAACGGACAGCACGUAUGAUGGUGUGGGGUGGACUCCUAUUCGCCCCCAUCGGCCACGCGUGGUACAAUUUUUUGGAGAAGGCCGUUCGCGGCAAGGGCACGGCUACAGUCGUCAAGAAAAUCGCCGCGGACCAACUCGUUUUCUCCCCACCGCUAUCACUAGCAUUCUUCACUUAUGCUGGCGUAACUGAGGGUAAACCAUUGCCCGAAACAGUGGAGACUGCAGUGGUCAAAUUGCCACCGACACUCGCAGUGAACUGGACCGUGUGGCCGCUGGUGCAUGUGUGCACCUUCGGCUUUGUGCCAUUGCAGUACCGCAUUUUGUUUAUCAACGUGGUAAAUAUCGGCUGGUCUACCUUCUUGUCCCGAAUGGCAAGCAGCGAUGGAAAAGUCUCGAAUGCUCAGAAGCUGGAGGAGUUCCUCGUACAGCAGAUGGAGGAUUCGGAGGAAACAGCGACAGCAUGAAUGGUUUUUUGAGAAAUGGGAAUCUUGUUGACGAAAAGGUAAUUAACCCUGAAAUAAAUGAGUUUAACCAAUUAUAAAUAGGCUCAUUGUUAAACGAAAAUAGUCCAUUUGCAAUCUGUACCGCACAUUUGCC
Messenger RNA from Phytophthora nicotianae INRA-310, 857 nucleotides. RefSeq lists its product as hypothetical. NCBI's taxonomy places the organism in Eukaryota, Oomycota, Peronosporomycetes, Peronosporales, Peronosporaceae. Bases 98 to 724 code for a protein of 208 amino acids. The transcript has a single exon. Gene Ontology annotation, cellular component: cytoplasm; membrane. The record is from RefSeq and is a predicted model, not a curated record.